Dermacentor silvarum is the source of this 3419-nucleotide messenger RNA. RefSeq lists its product as uncharacterized. Lineage: Eukaryota; Metazoa; Arthropoda; Arachnida; Ixodida; Ixodidae. Bases 519 to 2207 code for a protein of 562 amino acids. The transcript has 2 exons. The record is from RefSeq and is a predicted model, not a curated record.
CGAAACUUCUUUCUCAUCGCAGCCUUUCUGUCUACAACAGCAGCGGCAUCCUGCAUAGCAGGCGAUGCAUAUCGUCGCGCUCGCGCGUCGUAAUAGGUGCUUGAUAAGUGCGUUCACGCUUUCGGCCCGCGAUGAGAGGCGCAUCGUGACUCUGCCGGGCGCUCACUCAACACAGCGGCAGAAGAAGGCCUGCCAGCCAACUUCGCCUUUGCCACUGCCGAGUGAGGCACGCCGUGUUUGUGCGUCUACUACAUGCUCCCCCCGGUCGCCUGCAGUUCGUCGCGGAUAAUUAGCCCCCACGGCACACAAGACACCAAUAAUCAGCAUGGAAAGGAGGAUUUUGGCAAAAGCCUGGACUUUGACUCUUGGAAUCCUUUUCUGCGUUUUGAGAGCCUGCGCUGAAAGAACAUGCCUCGUUUCUAUGAGAACCGCUGUGCGGCCACAAGACGAGGCAAACUUCAGUGAGAAAGGAUCUCUACAACUACUUGAGUGCACUAAAGAGCCGGUGACGUGUUCAGAUGGAAGUCUGCCACCGGAACUAUUCGGAGACGUGUCUAUGCAGACUUCGCUGCAGCGGCAACAACAGCUCGUGUUUCGGAACCGACUCCGGCGAGGCACUGAUUGAGCACGACCAAGCCUCGCCAUUGAACGUGCCACGUGUGUCAUGCGUAGCUGCCGAUCUUCACCGCGCAGGCAUUUUGCAGACGUAUGCUGCAGUUUCAAGCUGCAGCGAUGACUGGCCGCAAGACGGUGCCCUUCGCUACUGUGAAGCCGACCACGUGACAAGCGAUUCGACCAGCAGCGAAAAUGUCGAGCUUGUCACGAGUAAGAGUUCGGGCGUAACGUACAAAAACAGGCAGUGUGCCGUUUGUAACCGUGACACGAAAACAUUAAUCGAUUGGGAAAGCGUGCAUUCGGAUAGAAAAUUACUUCAGGUUAACUCGCGUUACGCGGCUUACUCUAAAUUCACACCGCCACACUGCAGUUCGGCGAACGUCACAGACGUAAGAGCGAAGUGGAAUUCAGGAAUCACCAAGUUCGUGUGCCGGGUCUUCGCACGGCCGCAUAAUCCGGCUUCAGACGAAACACGGAUGGCCACAACCCAGAAGUUCUGUGACAUAUGCCUUUACACCAUCUUUUCGAACGUCGAAUGUCGUUCUUUGACGGAAGCCACGGUCGUUGAUGAGGAUGAUCAAGGGGUUAUGUUUUCGAUUUUCAAAAAUGAUUCAUAUGCAUCUGCAUACCGGGUGCUUAGAAAAUUUUCUGUGAAUACUGACGUCGUCGCAGGAGCUAUAUCAGUUUCAUUUCUUCUUCUUAAGGUACUUGCGUACGCUCUCGACAGAUCCCCACGGUGCUUCAUAUCACGGUGCACCCUAUGCUACGCAUUAACAUUGCUGGCAGGCCAGAUAAUAGCAUACGCCUCUUUGUGUUUAUUUAACAAAGUCAGUUUUAUAGUUUACGAGAUGUUAUUUUUGCUCGUGCUGUACUUUACGCAGUCCUCUUUCCUUUGGACUUUGGUUGUAUCGUUCGACAUAUGGAGGGCGUUAACCACAUCGAAGCGGGUGUUAAGGCACAGUAAAACGUUGGUCAUUUACGGCGCUUUCGCUUGGAGCACACCUUUCGUGCUGUUUGCCUUGUCAUACUUAUCACAGUGCGGACCUGUAAACAUUACCUUCUUUAAAUUUAUGGAGGGCCAGCCCCUUCACGUGACUACAGUUGUAACGCCGAUAGUUGCUUUCGUGGCAGAACUGUGUUUUUACGUGCACGUAGUCGUACAUGUCAGAAAAUGCAGGGAAGCGUCGAACGAAAUCGAGGUACAAAAGACAACCGGGAGCCAGUCCCGGCUUUUCUUGUUCGUCAAGCUGGCGUUUGUCAUGUGUGCCACUGGCCUGUUCCGUGUCGUACUUUCACUGCCGUUCUUUGCGCCAGGCAUAAAAAGGAACCUGUUGGCAACGUUAGCCUACAAGUCGGCGUAUAUAUUAAGUGAAUUGCUCGGAGGCCUUCCGGGUGCCUAUGUGUUUUUCGGUUUCAAUGACCACGUAAGACUGUGGAGAAUAAUUUUCCGCGCAUGGAAUCAAAGUUCGCGCUGUUUACAAUCGAAAUCGUAUCGUCUUUCUUUGAGGAGACACUGCGACAAGGACAUCAUUCAGCUCAAAACUCCUAGUUCUUACGAGCGGUGUGAUCCAGGAAAUAUGAUACAAGCCUAAAGCGCGUGAAGAUCCGUGCGUGCAGUAAACAAACAAACAAACAAACAAACAAACAAACAAACAAACAAACAAACAAACAAACAAACAAACAAACAAACAAACAAACAAACAAACAAACAAACAAACAAACAAACAAACAAACAAACAAACAAACAAACAAACAAACAAAUCUGCAUAUGAAAGCAGAACGUAGAUACUGCCACGUCAAAGUGCAAAUUACAGACAACAGACAUUGCGCUGCAGACGUCUUUACUUGGUACGGUCUGAAGUGCUGUUCGAUUACCUUCUAAGAACGCACCAACCAGCCCAGUUCAGCACAUUCUCACAGCGCAGUAGAUAUAAUUGCAAAAGAGAGAAGGGAUGGAAAGGCGGGGAGGUCAGCCAGACGCACAUUCGGUUUUCUCUAUCCUACGAAGGGAAAGGGGGUUGAGGACUAAAAGACAGAAAGGAAAGAAAACACUCAGGGUGUCGAUUCGUCCGGAGCUGCACAUCGAAAGUACAGUUGCUCGGCGAGCACUGCCGACAUCAGGAAUUGCAGUAAGGCGCGUGUCGCUUUCUGUGCCUGCGAGGAAUGGGGCCACAGACCAAGUACUUUUGUCACCAUGAAUGAUCUUGAAUCCAGAUGAUCUAACAUGGUGCGGGGACAGCUGCUGAGGAGAUGUUCCGUAUACUGUUCACACCUGCAAUUGUCACUCGAAGGCGUCACUCAUCCCAGGGAAGGAUGAAUAGCUCUUUUUGGCAUUCACGAAGAGCCCAUAGUUUCUAUGGAUCAUUUUAAAGCCACUGGCAGCUGUAAAAGCACACGGAAAAAAAAUGCCCAUCUAAUGCUAUGUUUCAAUAUCAGAUGAAACUAAGCUUCUUUCAAGUUAUAAAGAGCCUUGAAACCUACACUAAUGUCUGUGUUUAUGCGUUUGCGUAUGUUUAUGUCUGCGCUAUGCGAAUGAUACGCGUGCUCUUACGUGUAUGCUUUCGCCAUGCAAGGUCACGUGCAACUCCACAUAUAGAGUGAGCUGCCUUACGCAAUGUAUAACAUUGCGAAGCGGAACGAAGUGUGUGUGUAUGACACAGUUUGUAUGGUGACGAUGCUUGGGAAUCCCGAAGUACGCCUGAGUAGCGAAAUUGGCGGCUCUAAACAGACCUACCUUCCCAUUUUCUACACUAAAGAAAAAAGAACACGUUCGUUCUUAAAGUCACUACUACGCUAAAAAUAAA